GACCAAGCGUCACUGCUGGAUCGGAUCUAAGAAACGUUCCUUGUUCUUAGCUAAGAACUAUACCAAAAUCUUUUUAAGAUUGAACAGACGUGCGUGGUAGUGACAUCUUGACAAAAUGACAGCUGUCAAUGUCAAUGCCAAUUUGUUAAAGAAAAAUCAAGCCAACUAUCCAGCAUAGUCAGUUUUUAUUUUGUAAUUUUGUUUUUCAGCUCUAAAUAAAAUUUUGAUGAGUAUGAUGAAUUUCUUGAUGCCACCAUAAAAAUGCUUACGAGUGGUGUAAAAAUUAUUAUUGUUUUUAGUUAGAAAUGAACACACUUCGAUAUUAACAUAAUGUUGGAAUUAAAGGCCUGUGCAGUGUGCUUUAGCACAAAAUUGAAGUUGUUCAACAUGGAUAGUGGUCACUUAAGGCGUGAUUUUAAUACGGUAUCCGGAUUACAGACUUACAAGGGUAAUGGCAUGCCAGGUUAUCUCUGUGGACUGUGCUGUGGUUAUGUCACACAUUUUCUCAAGUUCCGUGGAAAAUGUCAAAGGGCUAAUUUUACUUUACAAGAAAUUUUAUCAAGAAAUAAGGAGGUAAAAGAAUUUCAUUUAGAACAUUUAAAUCAACAAAUAAUUGGUAUAGGACCUACACUAUCAUAUAUAAAUCCAUGUAGAACACACUAUGAAGAAGUAAAAUUUCAAUGGGUUAAACAUAAUCGGAUAAGUGUACUUAAAAAUGAUGAAAUAUCAGUUAUCCAUUACAACACACUCUCUAAUGAAAAUAUUUUUGAAUUUAAAAGCCAAACCUACACAGAUAAUGAUAAUAAAAAGAAUAUUGUUAAAGUUGAAAGUGUCAAUGAUGCCUCAAUGGAAUUUGAUUUCGGCAAUGAUGAAAUAUUACUUGAUCAACAUGAAGAUAAUCAAGAACAAGAUAACUGCUUCAAUGAUGAUGUUAUUAUGAGUGAUGAUGAUAAUGAAGAUGAAAAUUUUGCUGAUAUAUCUAAAACAUCAUGUAAAUUGUCAAAUAAAGUCAACAAAGAUAAUGCAGAUGGCUCAAAUUUGGAUGAAGAAUAUGCUAAUGUGUAUCCUAUUAGUAAGAAAGAGGCUAAAGCUGCAGUUGAGGUUUACAAAAUGUUUAGCACUGGUAAAUAUCGUUGUGAAAUCUGUAAUAAAGCAUAUUACAAUGAAAACAGACUGAAAAUUCAUUUACGUAUGCAUGAUAAGCAUGUAAAUGGGCCAUUUGUAUGUGAUCUCUGUUUAUACUAUUACAAGACACAAUUUCUGCUAAAAACCCACAUGACAGAGAAACACAUGUACAAAUAUGUAUGUAGGAAGUGUCCCGAAGUCAGUUUUGAUAGAACAUCAGCAAAGCAGCAUUAUAUUUGGAUGCAUUUACAAAAGGGUCGGAAGAAAGAUGCCAACUGGUACGAUUCGAGACCCAGCUGGCUCCACAAUAAAGGUGGUAAGAAAAUUAAGGGUGUUGUCACGCUACGUCCAGUAAAAAAAAUCACCAAGUUGCCUGAAGACUAUUUAAUAUACUCCCCGGUCACUCAAGAGGAGCAAUACAAACUUGUUGAGGAUAGGCGAAAAACAAGAAAUUAUAUAACAUCAAAAUAUAGAUGUGAAUAUUGCUUUAGAGGUUUUAGAGAAACAGCCACUUACAGUAAACAUAUGAGAAAGCAUGAUCCGGCGUACGCGGGCAAAUUUCAAUGCGACAUGUGCAAACUGUAUUUCCGGGACGCUCGUAAGAUGUACAAGCACAUGAACAUCACUCACUUGUUUAAAUUCUCAUGUCAGAUGUGUAGAUAUGUUUGCUACAACAAGGGUCAAGCACAAAUGCAUUACAAAUGGCACAAGAAUGUUACGUAUGAGUGUCCACACUGCAAACAAGAGUUCAAGAAGGCGUCGACUCGUUUAACUCAUAUCAGGAUAAAACACCCUUCGACUUACAUCUGUAAUUUAUGUGGACAUAGUUUUGUGAGCGAAAGUGGACUCUAUUGUCAUAAGAAAAUAGCACAUAGUAGGGAGGAAAUCGCGCUAAGUGAGCGUACGUUUGGAGCUGGUGCAAGCGGUACAGAGGUGGACGGAGUGGGAGCGGGUGUUGGGGAGGUGCACAUGGGAGCGGAUGGGAUAGAAGUAGAAGUGUCGGGUACGAAAACUGAGGCGGCCGGGUCCGAGUCCCGUUACUGUGCUGACUGCGAUGUGCGGUUUCUUAGCGCGGCAGCAUAUGUCACACACCUCGGUAGCUCCAGUAAACACACCAGCACCAAUAGGUCGAUCAAAUCGCGGCGAAUGGUAAAGAGCGGUCGACGGCCCGGCCGCCCCUCUGGUUCACGGAAGUCUGAGAUACACAAUAUCGGCCUGCCCACCGCCACUAACUGCGAAGUGUGUGGGAAGUUCUUGGCCAAUGACGUCCAGGCGCGGAAGCAUUAUGAAUCGGAGCACCCUGGUGCAGACUACCUCAAGCGCUACAUGUGUGACGUAUGCGGACACACCACUAGGCAAUACGCGAACCUCAUGGUGCACAUGCGCACGCACACGCACGAGAAGCCGUACGAGUGUCCGCACUGCGACCGCCGGUUCAGUAUGCCCAGUAACAGGGACCGCCAUCUUGUUGUACAUACUGGUGAAAAGCGCUACCAAUGCCAACACUGUAAUCGCCGUUUCACACAGAGCAGUGCUGUCAAACUGCACAUACAGACUGUCCACCUGAAGAUACCGUACGCACCCUGGGACAAGAAGAAUAGGAAGCGACGUAAGGAACUCGAAGGCACGUCAGCUCCGGUUAGCACAGUGAGUACGGUGACCGCGGCGUGUUUACAGCCGCCUCCGAAGUUGUUGAUAGACAAUCAAGGGGAUUAUUUGAAUGCAUAUAUAACUUAUAAUGUAUGAUGUGUGCGUUACGCUACUGUUGCUGGGUAGUUACGGUUGUUUGUAUGUAAAGAACUCGAUAAUAUUAAAGUAAGUCUGUGAAUAUUAUGACUCGGUAUGUAUGGAUUUUUUUGUAUGUAAAAUUUAUUGAUAUUAAGUAUAAGACUGUCUAUGAAUAUUUUUAUUUUUAAUGAGGUUCCUAAUACAUUUGUAUUUUUUAAUUAUGUUGUGUAUUUUUUCUCGAAAUUGGAUCGUAUCGGGAGUAGCCAUGUAAUAAAAUAUGUUCGCAAUUAGACAAUAUAAUUCUUUAUUUUACAAACAGAAAUAAAAUUUUGGUAUUUUCAAGUUCGUGUAGCAACAGUCGUUAAGUACCUGUCUUUUGUAUUAUUUAUAUAUAUCUGUCUUAACGCCAGAUAUUUUACGAGGUAGGCAGAGAAAAUUAAAAGGAUAUGUUUUAUUUGGAAAUUUUUGGUACCUGAAUUAAAGGCGUUUCUCUAAUGCUCAAUGCUUUUAUGCCUAUGAAAGUUUGUUUUUGAAAUUAUAUUUUUAUUAUAAAUUACAUGUCAAACAUUAUUUAUUUUUCCAUAUAUCAAAUAUAUUUUAUGAUUAUAAUAUUUAUAAUAUAAAUUAAGAUUAGAAGUGAAAGGUGGGAUACAUAAUACUGAUCUUUUUUUCUGUAUGUAUUGUAAAAAAUGUAUAUAAAUAAUUUCUUUAAAAUUAAAGCCGUUCUUAAGAUUAUAUUGUCACUAUUUAGACUUUGCAAUUUUUUUAUAUUUAAGUAUUUGUAAAUUGCUAUACACAGUAUUUAGUUAGUACACUGAUUAUAUAUAUAAAAAAAAAAAAACUUAUGAGGUUGAAACAUAAGUUUUGUAUUAUGUAUUAUGAAUAUUUUUGACCUCGCGGACUGAUGCCAUAAUUUAAUUUAUAUACGGUUGUUUAUUCAAGUAGCACUGGUCAAAUUCAUAUAUUUUGUUUUGUGAACUCUUUGUCUGUACCUAACAUUUUCUGUACUCUGCACAUUUAGUAAAUAAUUAUAGAUUGUCUUUUUUACUAAUAACUUAAUGUGCAUCAUGUAAUAAUACAUAAUGAAAUAAUACAAAAACCUUUUAAUUUUUUUUAGCCAUUUAGCUAAUUGUAUAAUAUGUACAUUGUUAUUUUGAUAAAAAGACCGAAGAUUGUUUAAUAAUUGUGCAGUAUUUAAAGAAAAGAUUUUUUUUUCUGUUGCUUAACUUCCACACCUGAAUCAAAUCUAAUUGGCCGUAUUUUUUUGUGGAUUUAUUAUUCAAUCGUUGACCAUAGAGUAACAUGGUUUUCAUAUGGAGGUUAAUAUUCAAAGCACCAAUUACCCAAAAAUAUAUUGCCGUCGACAAUUUGGUUUAAUCAAUCGUACAAUCUCUCUAGAAUUACAAUUGAAAUAAUAAUAUUCUACUUAAGAUAGUAUACUUAGGUAGUAUACAGCAAUUCAAUAAUCAUUAAGUAUGUAUAUAAUAAUAAUUUCAGACAUUUGCCUUAUUCAUAAUGUAUUAUUGUAUAAUUAUUUUUAAUAUAUAACGUAAAAUAAAUAUCUUUUAUUUAAAAUGUUCCCUGUACGGUUUCAAUUUGGAAAAUGGAAAUUUGUAAUGAAAAAUGUUCUCAAUUUACGAUAAUAAAUAGACUGAUAUGUGGUUUAUGGAAAAACUUCUAUUGUUUAGACGAUUGAAAUCUGAUAUUAUAUACAUGAUUAUAAAACAUUCCAAACUUGUUGGGCUCCAAAUUCGAUAAAAAUUCUUUAAAGAUUAUCAAAGAUUAUGUGUAAAAUAAAAGAUGAAUGAAAACUCCGAAAGAUGUUUAAAUUUUUGUCUAUUUGUUGUCAAAAUAUUGAUAAAAAAGGAUGUAAAAAUGAUGAAAUAAUAAAACUACAGGUAGUAUUUCUUUACAUUUAUUUUGUACAACGGUUUUCAUACUUAUAAUAAUAUCCAGUAAUUAAUUUUAUAACACCUACUUGAAGUGCAAUUAUUGUCACAAUUGAAGCACAAUUGACUUGUUCAAUAAUUAUUAAAUUUUCUAAUAAAUUAAUAACAAUCAA
Messenger RNA from Galleria mellonella (greater wax moth), 4915 nucleotides. Its product is annotated as zinc finger protein 420-like. NCBI's taxonomy places the organism in Eukaryota, Metazoa, Arthropoda, Insecta, Lepidoptera, Pyralidae. The record is from RefSeq and is a predicted model, not a curated record. The transcript has 13 exons. Gene Ontology annotation, biological process: regulation of transcription by RNA polymerase II. Gene Ontology annotation, molecular function: DNA-binding transcription factor activity, RNA polymerase II-specific; zinc ion binding; RNA polymerase II transcription regulatory region sequence-specific DNA binding. The coding region runs from base 331 to 2871 and encodes 846 amino acids. Gene Ontology annotation, cellular component: nucleus.